UUCCUCCUCUCAAUUUUAUUUCCUCAGCUCAGACCUUGCAGCAAGGCUACCUUGCCUGAUCAUACUUAUAGAAACCCUAAUUCCGCCUGCUGCUUUACCUGCAGUUUUGCAUAGCCUGUCCGCUGACGAUAUCGUCGAUUCUCGUUCGUCUUCAAGCUUCGUACGUUGAUGGCGGCUAUCUGCUGGUGACAGACACAGGAAGGAUUCCGAAUUCGGGAAUAUGAACGUAAGAUAUAUUCAAAGCCAUGAUAGAUUAGGGACUAGUUUAGAACAGGCGAUGCUAGAUAAUGCGAUGUUUUCCGCCACGGAUAUACAUGCCGUCAACCCGUUGCGCAUGAUUCGCGAAGCUGCUCAGUUAUGACCGACCGGCCUCCCGGAUCAGCACUUUUUCCUUUGUUAUUGAACUGUUACUGACAUCGAUCACUCAAGGCUACCAGGGGUACCUAAGUCCUCGCAGCGACGUUUACUAGAAUAAACCUCAUAAACGACCGCUAGAAUAAACACCGUCAAUCUACUUACCUCCUGACACCUCCCAUCCGUCACCAUCGCUCAAAAUGGACUCGAGAAAAACGAGCUCGCGGCUCCCGUCCCUCCGCGCUGUCGAGGAGGUGCUCCCGAUGUACGCGCCGCGAAUGCAGCUGGGGGCGGGCUCAUUCGGGCGGGUGUUUCUGAUGGAGCACCGGCAGACGGGCGGCAAGGUGGCGGUGAAGACGCUGAAGAAGGAGCGGAUCGUGGAGCUGGGCAUGCAGGACAAGGUCCGCCGGGAGAUCAGCAUUCUCCUGCGCGUGCGCCAUCCCAACGUCAUCCGCCUCUACAACGUCAUUGAGACGCCCAAGUACAUCCUGCUCCUUAUGGAAUACGCGGAGAACGGCGAGCUGUUCGACUACAUCACGCAGCGCGGUCGUUUAACAGAGGGCGAGGCGCGGCGCAUCUUCCAGCAGAUCGUGGCGGGCGUGGAGUACUGCCACCGCCGCAUGGUCGUGCACCGCGACUUAAAGCCCGAGAAUAUUCUCCUGGAUGCCUCGUGGACCGUCAAGAUCGCGGACUUUGGGCUGGGGAACCUCAUGAGCGAGGGGCACUUCCUGCGGACCAGCUGUGGCUCGCCGAAUUACGCUGCUCCCGAGGUCAUCAGCGGUCGUUUCUACUCCGGGCCCGAGGUGGACGUGUGGGGGUGCGGGGUCGUCCUCUACACUCUCCUCUGCGGGCGCCUGCCCUUUGACGAGAAGUCCCACGUGGCGCUCUACCAGAAGAUCAAGGCGGGCGCCUACUCCCGCCCCACCCACGUCACCCCGGCCGUCCAAGACCUCCUAGCGCGCCUCCUAGUCGUCGAUCCCACCAUGCGCGCCACCAUCCCCGAGAUCCGACGGCAUCCGUGGUUCCUGCCCUGGUUCCUGCCGUCCGAUCUGAUUCGUUUGCAGGAGGACACGGCCGCGGGGCGGCCGGCGGCGCCGUUACAGCUGAACGCUACAGCCAUUUCGAACCUGCAGGCUGUGAGGUUGACUGGGGAGGGGCGGGCGGUUCUGGCUGGGAAUUGGGUGCAGGAGGCCUUCGCUGCUAGGUUCGCUGGUGCUGCUGGGGGGGAUGGGGGCGCUGGUGGUGGCGGGUUGGGAGGGGAUGGGAAGAAGGGGAGGGGAGCGGGGGAAGGGGGAGGGGGAGGGGGACAUGGGGGGGCGCAAGGGCAGCAGGGGCAUGGGCAGGGGCAGCAGGGGCAGAAAGCGCUAUGGACGGAGGAUGGGCAGUUACUGCAGCGGAUAUGGGGGAGGGCGAAUUGGACCCCUGCCAUGCCCUUAUUCCAAGCCUCGGGCACCAGUACCGUCGCUGCUGCUGCUGCCCCCCUUGCUGCUGCCGCCACUGCCGCCGCCAGCGCUGCAGCCGCCGCUGCUGGCGCCAACGCCACAGCCGCUGCUGCCGCAGCCUCUGGUGCUGCUGCCGCCACAGCCGCUACCGGCGCUGCUGGAAGCACAGCAGCAGCGGCAGCCGCGUCCGCUUCAGCAGCAGCAGCCGCAGCAGCCAACUCGGCGAACGCGGCAGCGACAACAGCAGGCCACGCAGCAAAUGUGAUCGCAGCAGCAGCGGGUGCGAACCCGCCCAUGCCAGCAGCCACCACAGGAGCCACCAAGUGGUGGGACGCAGCCAUGCGGGUGUGUAUAGCCCUCCACCGGUCCGGCGCUAAGUGGAAAAGAAAACCCCCGUCAAACCCCUCGGCCUCCUCGUCUGCCUCCUCAGGGCCCUAUAUUCUCCUCUGCUACGCGCCCUACCCGCCUGUAGCCACAGCCCUUCGGUACCAGGGGUGCUUAGAGGCGGCUGUAGCGGCUGUAGCCGAGGAGGCGGAGCUGCAGAGACGGCGGCAGCAGCAGCAGUACAGGUGGCGCGCUGCUAUUAGCGAGCGCGUGGAGAAACGGCAGAGGGGCGGGGUAGCCGCCCUGCUGUCACUCUCCCCGCCCAGACCCCUCACAGGGUCGCUGUCCUCCCCUGUGCUUAUAGAGCAGGCGAUUCCGUCCGCCACCUCGUUUGAAGCACUUGCUGCGGCCCAGAAGAAGCUGGCUCAAGGGGGGGGCCCUGCUGCUGCCGCUGCUGCGGCGGUUGCUGCUGCUGUGGCCGCUGCUGCCGCGGCAGGUGCAGGGGUGGGUGGUUUUACGCGGUUGAGUGCGCUUGGUGGUGGUGGUGGCUAUGGGGUGGGUGCAGGGGUAGGGUUUGGUGAUGGGGUUGGAGGGGGUACUUCUCCCUCUACUCCGUCCUCCUGUAACGUGUCUCUGUCUUUGGCGCUAGGGAGCAGCCGGAGCAGCAGUAAUGGGAGCUCCACCGGGGGUGGUGUUGCGGUGGGGACUGGAAACGGGGGAGGUUUUGUGAACGGGCCCAAUGGAGCGACUCUAGAUCACCUGGUGCACGCGCAGCAAUUGCAACUGCAGCAGCAGCAACACCAGCUACAGCAGCAGCAACACCAGCUACAGCAACAGCAGCAGCAGCAGCAACAACAGCAACAGCAGCAGCAGCAGCAGCCGCAGAUUUUCCAGCAGCAGCAACUGUUGCAGCAGCAGCAGCAGUGGCAGCGGCACCAGCUGAUGCUGCAGCAGCAGCAGCAGCAGCAACAGCUGCAGCAGCUCCAGCAGGAGCAGAUGCGCGAGAAACUCCGCCUCUUCAGCCAAAUCCUUGAGAAAUCCGGGCCCAUGGGGGCAGCAGCAGCGUCUGCAGGUCUCCAUGACGCAACAGUAGCAGCGGGGCUGCGAGACACCAGUACCCGUGCCGCCGGCGGGGGCGAACUGAGCCUAGGUGUCAAGGGGAUGGAUGAUAGGGAGUGCUCUAGUAUGGGGGGGACGGGGGGGGACUGUGGGGAAGGGAUGCGGGAGCCUGGAGCGGGGCGAACAGGCGGAGCAGGGGAAGGGGCAGGGGGAGGGGUAGGUGCAGGCGCUGGGGCUGUUUUGACUAGUAUAGCACCGGGGAAUGGAGCAGGGAUGGGGCUAGGCCUAGGGCAAGGGCAAGGGGCAGGAGGAGCAGGGGCGACAAGUCUGACCAGCCUAGCGCUCGAGAGCAUGGGGGCGUCAGCAGCAGCGUCAGCUGCAGCGGCGGCGGCAGCGGCAGCAGCGGGGGAUGGGCUGAGGUUUGAGGUGAUGCUGCUGCAGAACGCCAAGGGGGAGAGCCUGCUGGACCUGUGCCUCCUGUCGGGGUCGUCUGCUGCGUUUGCCGACUUCUGCGCGCUAUUCUGGCACCAGGUGUCGCAGGUUUGAAGGUGCUUCUCAAGGUGACCCAAGGAACCGGACGGGCCGAGAGGUUUGAGGUCAUGCUGCUGCAGAACGCCAAGGGGGAGAGCCUGCUGGACCUGUGCCUCCUGCCGGGGUCCUCUGCUGCCUUUGCUGACUUCUGCGCUCCCUUCUGGCACCAGGUGUUGCACGUGUGACUGGCAGCUGCGUUGGAUGGUUGCUUAGGGGGGAAGGAGGGGGGGGAUGGAUAGUGCAGGAGCCUGCUGGAUUUCUCUGCGUGUUGUCGGGGUGGGCUGCUGCCUUGGGUGACAACUGCGCUCUCGUCUGGCACCAGCUGUGGCACGUGUGAGUGAGGAUAAUAGCAUCCGGUGACAGCUUUGCCUCGCUUUGAGGCGCCUCAGAGCUGUCGGUGGCUUUCGGUGGCAGCAUUCGGUAGGAUUCGCCUCUGCUGGCUGCAGCUGUCCCAUGUGUGCCACCUUUGGUGCACUGGGAAGGGGUAGAUGAUGUGGUCAUGUGGUCACCAUGUGACAGCAGUGCGUGCUGCUGCUGUGCUUAGGCCAACAGGGAGGGAAGGUGGGGGGCAAAGCCACAACUGUCCCCCCUAGUGCUCUCUGCUCUGUGCUCUCUGCUCUGGAGCGGAGUUAUGUCACACUGGUAGGUACUGUAGUCCAUGGAUGCCCUUGCUAACUGGCUGGUAGGAUGACUUUGCCAUGUGCCCUGUGCUUUACUUUAUUGGCACUCUUGUAGAGCAUGUUCACGUGCGAUUGUUAUAAAUUCUCAUAGACUUG
Messenger RNA from Closterium sp. NIES-67, 4486 nucleotides. The record is from the annotation of a GenBank genome assembly. NCBI's taxonomy places the organism in Eukaryota, Viridiplantae, Streptophyta, Zygnematophyceae, Desmidiales, Closteriaceae.